GCCGCCAUUGCGGUACGACUGGCCAUAACGGUUGGCCAUUGUGUAAUUCGAGGAUCCUAGGCUGCUGGCUACCGAGUUCGAGCGUUCUUCAUUAUCGGAUCAUUCUCUGGUGAUGGGGUCAAGUCGAGCUGCGUGGUGAGGACGGCGCCUCCGAGCUCUGAGUAUGGUGAUUGUGAAGUCGUCGGAGCUCUUGUUGAUGGUCGUUGGUAUUCUCUGUUGCCGUCUGGCCCCUGUCAAGCAAUGCACCUCCCCCAGCUGCGGGAAUGCAGGCGGGGACCCACUCGCGAGGGGUACCUGUUCAACAAGGUACUUGGUAUCUGCCAUCAGAUCGCUUUGUUUAAUAGAUGUCCUGUAAUAAUGUCAUGAGUUUGAAUUCAGAAUCUCUAUUCUUGAACAGUCAUUCAGUAUAAUUAUUUCGUGAUUUUGCUUGCUGUAUACCAACCUUCAAGCUGUAAGCUAUUCCUGAUAUGCCUGCAAGGUACAGUGGAUUGCUGUUUCCCUGGGCUGGGGCCAGCAGCCAAGCUAUCUCGGAUUUACACUCAUUCAUCCCGCCCUCAAACUCGUUUGCAUCUUGAGAGGCUUUCUCUCAAGUUACCAAUUUUUCAACACUUUCAUUUUAAGGUGCUGGGUUGUAUAUGACAUCGGUGGCACGACAUAUCCUUUGUUUGACCAGCCACUCAUCAAACACCUCUCCCCAAAAUGGCACAAAACAGCAAUGUAGCUCGAUUCCCCAUCGAUGUCAUCCGCCUCACAGCAGCCACCACACAAGCACCCGUUAAGAGACCCAGAGAAUUCACCUGCUUCUCCUACGACAAGAACCACAACCUCCGCCUCGACGACUCCUCUAUCAAAUGGUACUACCCACCUCAACCUCCCGCCCUCCCCGCCAACCUCUCCGCCGGCUUCGACAAGUUCGACAAGCACGACAGCCAAGACGAGCACCUCGACAGCCUCCUCACAGCCAUCGCCCACCACGAGCAGCAAACCAACCAGCCCAUCGACGCCAAGUUCGUCACGUGGCGAGGCAUGAUGACCAAAUUCCUGAUCGCCCCCUAUCCGUAUGACGACGACGACGGCUUCGAAAUGAACGCCACGCUCUUUCAAGACUGCAUCUUCAUCGAAGAGAACUGGGUUUUUGCUGCCGAAAAGAAAGCCAAGCAGAAUUCAGGGUGGAAAGGUCCAAUAUCACAGGAAGAAAUGACGUUUUGGGGUUACAAGUUUGAGACGCUGGCUACGAUACCGCGGCCAUGGGCGGAGACGUCCAGGGAGGUGAUUGAGAAUAGGGGCGACGAGGUGGUGAGCAACAAGGAACAGUAUUGCUCUGUUGUGAGGUCAGAGAUAGGGGGGAAGGUUCUCUGUUUUGGGGGGGAGGUGGAUGCUAUAUGGGAUAUGAAGCCAAAGGAGCCGGGGGCUAAGAUCAACUGGGUUGAGCUGAAGACGUCCAAAGUCAUCCAGAGCCCAAGGGAUAAGUUCCAAUUCAACAAGAAACUGAUGAAGUUUUGGGCGCAGUCGUUUUUGCUGGGGGUGCCGAAGAUUGUUGUUGGUUGGAGGGAUAAGAAGGGGAUGUUGGUUUCGUGCGAAGAGUACGAGACGAAGGAGAUUGAUGAGAGGGUGAGGAGGGAGAGGGAUGGCGGGCAGUGGCCGUGGAUGCCGUGGGUGUGCGUCAAUUUUGCGUCGGAGAUAUUGGAUUGGAUCCAACAAGUAAUCAAGGCCGACCCUCAACAGUCAGGAGUGUGGAGGAUUCGAUUCGAUGCGAAGUCAAAGGUUGUCGAGUUGUUCAAGGUUGAAGAGAGGGGUCAUGGAAGAAUUUUAACGGAUGAGUUUGUGAACUGGAGGACAAGACUUGCGUCAAGUAAUCAGCCUCAAGAUGGGUAGGCAGUGAUGGAAACUUGAACGAAAAAAAGAAACAGUUUGAUGGCAGCGCCGCGGACGAUAGACCAGAAGGUAGGGGGAGGGGGACCAUUAAGGUGUGGGUUGAAACGUAUUUGUUUAUGUAGCGUAUCAACAUCAUUGUACUAGGC
Molecule: messenger RNA, 2021 nt
Organism: Podospora bellae-mahoneyi
Lineage: Eukaryota; Fungi; Ascomycota; Sordariomycetes; Sordariales; Podosporaceae
Gene: RAI1
Product: decapping endonuclease targeting mRNA
Exons: 3
Coding region: 700-1875 (391 amino acids)
Biological process (GO): nuclear-transcribed mRNA catabolic process; NAD-cap decapping
Cellular component (GO): nucleus; cytosol
Molecular function (GO): mRNA 5'-diphosphatase activity
Source: RefSeq, a predicted model, not a curated record